Messenger RNA from Alligator sinensis (Chinese alligator), 1240 nucleotides. RefSeq names its product reticulophagy regulator 1 (gene RETREG1). Gene Ontology annotation, biological process: reticulophagy; negative regulation of neuron apoptotic process. The record is from RefSeq and is a predicted model, not a curated record. NCBI's taxonomy places the organism in Eukaryota, Metazoa, Chordata, Crocodylia, Alligatoridae. Gene Ontology annotation, cellular component: endoplasmic reticulum membrane. The annotation marks the transcript as partial. The transcript has 9 exons.
UCUGAGCUGGGAGCGGCCUCUGCGCAGCCUGGGCGGCUUCGUCUGCGCCAAUCUGCUCUUCUGGUUCCUUGCACUGACCCCUUGGAGAGUGUAUCACCUGACUUCUCUCAUAAUACUCGGUGUUGUAAUAAUGCAGAUCGUAAAGGAUAUGGUAUUGUCUAGAAUAAAAGGUGCACAGCUCUGGAGGAGCCUCACUGACAGUUGGGAAGUUGUCAGUUCCAAAUCGGACUACAGACCCCGAAUAAAUCAAUGUAUUGCUGAAGCACUGAUGAAUUUGUUUAUAUUUCUUGAAGAGAUGUCACACUUCAAAGAGCAGAAUCCUGGCAAGUUUUGCCUUCUAGUCUGCAGUGUAUGUACAUUUUUCACCGUCUUGGGAAGUUAUGUUCCUGGAGUUGUACUGUCCUACUUUCUGUUACUCUGUGCCUUUUUAUGUCCUUUCUUCAAGUGCAAUGAAUUUGGGCAGAAAGUGUGCAGCAAAAUUAAGUCAGUUCUGCUGAAACUGGAUUUUGGAAUUGGGGAUUAUAUCAACCAAAAGAAAAGAGAACGAUCUGAAGCAGCAAAAACAAAAUCCACAGAAGAUGAGAGUGAAUUAGACAUAUCAGCUUUGUGUCCUAAGGUUAGUCCUGCAGUUGUUGCCAAAGAGCUAUCAGUGUCUGACACAGAUGUAUCAGAGGUAUCUUGGACUGAUAAUGGGACCUUUAAUUUAUCUGAAGGAUACACUCCCCAGACAGACACAUCUGAUGAUUUUGACCGGCCAAGUGAUCAUGAAGAAGCUUUUGCCAGAGAUCUUGCAGAAUUUCCCUCCUUAGAAAAUGGUGCAGGAACGAAUGAUGAUGAUGACUCAAGCAUUGGCCUGCCUACUCAGCAAAAGAGAAAAAAGGAACAAAUGCCUUUCAAGGCAGAUCAUUCUCCCAAACAGAGUAGAGAGAGACCAUCUGCUGCAGGCUUCUCCUUGCCUUUGACCAGUGGCCAAACCUUUAACUUAGUGAGUGGUAUUGCUGGCGAUGUCAUUGCAGCUGCAGUAUCUGCUGCCAUCAAAGACCAGUUGCAAUCUGCACAGAAAGCCCCUUUACAGGCAUUCCCCAGUCUGAGCGAGGAGACAGAUACAGAAGAAGCUGAUGAUUUUGAACUGCUCGACCAGUCAGAGCUUGAGCAAAUUGAGAGCGAACUGGGUCUUACACAAGGCCAGGAAGGGCAACCACAGGGAAAAAAGAAAUCUAAAGGCUUCCUUUCAAAUCUA